Molecule: messenger RNA, 528 nt
Organism: Hordeum vulgare subsp. vulgare (domesticated barley)
Lineage: Eukaryota; Viridiplantae; Streptophyta; Magnoliopsida; Poales; Poaceae
Exons: 1
Coding region: 1-528 (175 amino acids)
Biological process (GO): regulation of DNA-templated transcription
Molecular function (GO): DNA binding; DNA-binding transcription factor activity
Source: RefSeq, a predicted model, not a curated record
AUGUCGUCGCGCCACCGCGGAACUUUGGGCUACCGCGGCGUCCGCGCGCGCCCCUCCGGCACCUUCUACGCCGAGAUUCGCUCCGGCGACAUGCGCCUCGGCGUCGGCACGUUCGACACUGCCGACAAUGCCGCCCGCGCAUACGACGCGGCGGCGUGGCGCCUCAAUCGGCCUGGUAGGAAGAAGAAUUCCCCCGAGGUGAUGACGCGUGAGUGGGCGCACAGGGUCGCGCCUCCCCCACGGGUUGUUGCCGAAGAGGACCAUCACCGGCACCGGAGGCAGGAGCACCGCCUCGGCAUCGCUGAGAUGAACAAACAUGCCAUGAUGGAGUGGUGCCGACAGUUCCCGCAGGACGUGCUCAACGAGGGCGCAUUCUUCGUGCAAAGGAGGGCGAAGAGGAUGACGGAGCAAGCCGGCUAUCGUGAAGAUAGGCGUAUGCGGAAGCAAGCCGCACUCUUCGAGAUGGAGCUUAGGAAGAGUCAACUUGGUCCUCCGACGAUGAACAUUGGGCUGACGCCUUCAUCAUGA